CCGGGAAUUGGCAAUGGCGUCAUCAUCGCGCGCCAGGUUGACGGCGAGUGGAGCUUGGCGACUUGACGAGGUGAGAUGCUGAGCCGGCUUCAGGAGCUGCGCAAGGAGGAGGAAACGUUGCUACGACUGAAGGCGGCCCUCCACGACCAGCUGAACCGCCUCAAGGUUGAAGAAUUGGCUCUCCAAUCAAUAAUCAAUUCUAGAAAAGGGGAUGAGAUGCUGUCGUCUUCUCAGCCUGUUGCAGAACAGUCGCAUGAUAUGUUGGUGCAUGUAGACAAUGAAGCAUCAAUCAACCAAACUGCGCUGGAAUUGAGCACAAAGAGCCACGUGAUGGAAGAAGAGGAAGAGGAGGAAGAAGAAUCAGAUUCCUAAAGGGGGAGGAGAGCCAGAGUUAGUUAUAAAAUUUACAUUUCUAAGCCUCAGGCACUUUCUUCAAAGAAGUCCUAUGGCCUACUUGAAAGAGAAGCGGGAACCAUAGAAGGAAUGUCUCAUUGUACAAAUGGCUUCAUCAGUGGUAACUCAAGUUUCAGAAUGUUUUAACAAAAGUUAAUAACAAAAUCAAAGAUACAGUGUCUUAGAAUUGAGCAAUUUGGAUGGUGCAGUGUCUGUAAUAGGAUUAGAUUUAGUAGUUAGGUUCAAACAAAAUUUCCUCUGAAAUCCUAUUGAGAAAGUCUGGAAUUUGCAAAAAGGGCAGAGUUUAAACACAUGCUAGCCUUUCCAGUCAACAACGCCUCUUUCAAGAAAAUCAACUAAGUGCUGUUGUGUGCUACUGAACACUUGUGAACAGAGUUAGAUCACAGUCUAAGAGAGAAAGAUGACAAGGUGAAGGACAGGACCACUUGAGAGCACAAACUGCUACCACAUGACAGAGGCAUGGAAACACUGCCACCUUAGUCUGCCUUGUGUGGCUAUUACCACAUCUAGCUUGAAAUAUCAUUGAUAAAUGGUGCUUCGAAAUAAAUUAUAACUGUCAUAGAGCUUGCUGGUUUCCAGAAACCAAGGGAGAAAGCAGCAUUUCCUCCUCAGGGAAAUGGCAAGAUCACCUAAAAUGAAACCCAUUUCUGGCCCUUAGAGAGGAGGAAGAUAUCAAACACUGUGCUUGGGAGAUUGAAUUUUUUAAUAAAGAGACGACAGCUACAGAA
This is a messenger RNA of Sciurus carolinensis (gray squirrel), 1142 nucleotides long. It is a transcript of the gene Snapc5, whose product is annotated as small nuclear RNA activating complex polypeptide 5. Gene Ontology annotation, biological process: transcription by RNA polymerase II; transcription initiation at RNA polymerase III promoter. The coding region runs from base 76 to 372 and encodes 98 amino acids. NCBI's taxonomy places the organism in Eukaryota, Metazoa, Chordata, Mammalia, Rodentia, Sciuridae. Gene Ontology annotation, cellular component: nucleus. The transcript is spliced from 3 exons. The record is from RefSeq and is a predicted model, not a curated record.